AUGGCCCAUCUACCCAGUAUCCGGCCCUCUCCUGCUCCCUGGAGCAGCCCCACUGGCCUAUCUAACCUGGUAUUCCACCCCCUCCCUGCCCCCGGAUCAGUCCCAGAGGCCCAUCUGCCCUGGUAUCCUGCCUCAAACAGCGACCAACGGCUGAGGACCAUCACGGAAGGCCCACCAUGCACUGGGACCAAUCUUCACAUUGUGUUUUUCGGUCUGGCGCCCCCAAAUAGCUGCAGGUGGAGGCAGGGGAGUGGGACGCCCCCCCAAGGACUCCCCACCUCCCAAUCGCCCCGGAGAAGGAAAUCCAACGACAGAACUGGACCCACAGGCCAUCAAGCCCAGAUCACUCCAAGGUGCCCGGCCUGGCCACCUGCUCCCUCUCCACAGCUCCGAUUUACGGGGUUGGGAAGCAGCCCGGAGACCCCAGCCACCAUGAGGGGGCAGCGCAGGCUGGCGGGGGAGCCCCUGGAGAUCCAGGUGGUGAGGGUGAAGGAGGAAGAGGAGGAGGAAGGAAGUGGGUGCCCCGAGUACGUCUUGGAGCCGCUGUGCCAGGAGGGGACCAGUGGCCUUGUCACCCGCUGCCACGCCCACCUGGGGCCACGCCCGGUCCUUGCCCAGCCCUCCCUGCCGGCAUCGGCCCCACAGCCCCGCACUGGGCGGGACACCGCCCCCCCGGCUAAGCCCUAUGCCUGCUCUUUCUGCCCCAAGCACUUCAAGCGCUCCUCGGACCGGCGGGACCACGAGCGGGUGCACACAGGCGAGCGCCCCUACCGCUGCCGGGUGUGCGGCAAGCGUUUCACCCAGUCCUCAGUGCUGACCGGCCACAUGCGCAUCCACACGGGCGAGCGCCCCUUCCGCUGCCCCGUCUGCGCCAAGAGCUUCAACAACGCCUCCAACUUCAAGAAGCACCAGCGCAUCCACGCCCAGCCCCUGGGCAGCGAAAUCGGCUGCCCCCCCGUCCCCCUGAGCCAGCGGGACACUGGUGGGGGUGCCAAGGACCUGGCGCGAGACAGCGGUGGUGACGCCAAGGGGCUGGCACUAACGUGGGUGCCCCUGGGGUCCUCUGCCAAAGGCCCCAGGCCUGACUUCCUGGCUAACGGUGUGUGCCCGGCGGCGGUGGGGCUGGCGGAAAGCCGGUGCCCCGGGGCAUGGCGGUGUCUGGCAGUGGAGCGAGACGCAGAGCAGGGCUCCCCUGUCCCUGGCACGGGUGCCCGGCUGUCCCCCGGUGACUCGGGCUGCGGGGAAGCUGGCGACGGAGGAAGAGCGGCUGAGGAAGAGGAGGGUGGUUGUGCUCACUGCUUCUUGCUGGAAAAGCUGGACCGGGCGCCCCAAUUGUGCCCAAGCCCUGAUGCCCACGAGCUGGGUGUGCCAGUCCAUGCCCCUCCCUGGGGCCUUAGCCCUGCUGUUCCUGGACAGGGCAAGCCGGUCCAUGCCACUCCCUGGUGCCCGAGCCCCAAUGCCCAUUCCUCACGUGGCAGGCCGCCCGCCCCCCUGCCCGAUGCCCGGCAAUACAUCUGCUUCGUGUGCUCCAAGCGUUUCAAGCGGGCCACGGACCUGAAGGAGCACCUGCGGGUGCACACGGGCGAGCGCCCCUUCGCCUGCGGGGUCUGCAGCAAGCGCUUCACCCAGUCCUCGGCCCUGUCCACCCACCAGCGCAUCCACACGGGCGAGCGCCCCUUCCGCUGCCCCGUCUGCCCCAAGAGCUUCAACAACGCCUCCAACUUCGCCAAGCACCGGCGGGUGCACUCGGGGGAGCGCCCCCACCGCUGCGCCAUGUGCGGAAAGAGCUUCCAGGAGCGCCGGUGGGUGGUCCGGCACCUCCGGGCCGUGCACCCGCCGCUGGGGUGAGCGCGGAGUCGUUGGCAUGUGGAGCAGUCGGGGAGGCCGUGGCAUGGCCAGGCGGUGUGGCACUGGGCUGAGAGUGAAAAUGCCCCAGCCAAAUCCUCUGCUAGCAGAGAUCUCCCCCGCACGUACGUCCUGCCGUGAGAUGCUCUGGAGCGCGGUUGGGGGAAGUGUUCACCCACCCAGUUUUCACCACAUUGUUUUUCACCUUUGUGGGAUGAAUUUUUUUCCAACCCAAAACCUCAAAAAUAACCAGAACGUCUCCCACCCGCUAUAAAACAUUGUGGGGCCAUUUCUGCUCCACAAGGUGGAAAAUAACCCGCAAAACAAAUCAGUUUCCCCCCAAUUCUCCAGAGAUUACAAGUUUGGUUGAUAAAGGUCAUAGUUUUGAUAUAAUAUUUUGACUUGGUACCGCACGACAUUUUGAUUAAGAAACUAGAAUGGUGCCCAAUAAACGUGGCCCACAAUAAAUGGCUUAAAAACUGGCUAACUGAUAGAGCUCAAAAGGUAACGGUUAUUGGGGACGCAUCAUCGAGCGGGUGCGUUUCCAGCGGGGUCCCUCGGGGACCCGUUCUCGGCCCGACGCUAUUUACCGGUUUUAUCAACGGCCUGGGAGAAAACAUAAAAUCAUCGCCCAGCAAGUUUGCGGGUGAACUAAAAAUGGCAGGAGUACCGAAGAGGCCACGUCACUGAUCCAGGUCACUGAUCUGGAUCGCUUGGUAAACUGGGCUCGAGCAAAUAAGCUGCGUUUAAAUACGGCUAAAUGCCAAUGUAUCCAGCUAGGAACAGAGAUGUCGGCCAUGCGUGCGGGCUGGGGGACCCUCUCCUGGGGAGCAGCGACUCUGACAAGGAUGCGGGGGGGGGCGUGGUGGAUAAUCAGCAGAACGGGAGCUCACGGUGCCCAUGCUGUGGCCAAAAGACCUAAUGCGAUCAUGGGAUGCAAAAACGGGGGAAUCUCGAGUAUCAACAGAAAAUUAUCUAAAGCAGAUUUCUUCCUCUCCCAGCCAAGCCUCUUCAAUGUGAUAAUUCACUGCAUCUUGGAAGAAAAGAAAUACUCUUCAGUGUUCAAUAUGGUCUUCACAUCCUGGAACCUCGCUCUUGCAAAAUCUUUGCUUUUCCACUGGGCUCACUGGUUGUGCCGUAGGGGGUAUUAUGCAGCUCCUUCGAGACAACACACAAAUUCAGCCUGAUCUUCAUUUCCAUAGAUAUCGGAAGAACCAAUACUGACCAACUGUUCAAAUUUCCAGCCAUGGUGGAGACCGUUUGGGUGAGCUCCUCCUCCUGACACUGCAGCACCCUGUACACGUGUUUGACUGGCACCUGUGAGUCAUUUAAAGCUUGGCUUUUCACUUUUUGGGGGGUGGAAGAAAACCACAGCAGUGCACAGUUGGUGAGUAUUUUUCACCGGCACGGCAAACAUUUCCCACGCGCGUGGCACGUUUUUUUGUGAUUUCCCCCCCCACACACACACCUUUUUCUCCGGGAGGUUUUUGUAGAUUCCAAGGCCAGAACUGACGUCUGUGAUCAGCGAAUCUGACCCCCGCGUAGAGCCCCAGGCCAGAGACCUGCCCCGAAAGACUCCCCAGAGCAGCUGUUAGAAAACCAGCCAAUCUGGAUUUAACAAUUGUCGGUGAUGGAGAAUCCGCCAUGACGCUGGGGGAAUUGUUCUGAGGGUUAAUUACACUCACCAUUGAAAAUGUACUCCUUAUUUUCCGGUUGGAAUUUGUCUAGCGUUAGCUUCCAACCAUUGGACGGUGUUAGACCUUCCUCUGCUAGACUGAAGAGCCAGUUAGUAUAUAUUUGUUCCCCAAGGAGGUACUGAUCGCCAGGGAACAAGUCACCCCUCUUCUCUCUGUGAAGCUAACAAGAUCGAGCUCCUGGAGUCUCUCCCUCUCAGGCGGGUUUUCUCACCCUUUAGCCGUUCUCCGGGCUCUGCUCUGACCCCUCUCCGAUUCAUCACCAUCCUUCCUGAAUGGUGGCACCAGAACUGGACACAGGAUCUCAGCAGUGGUCGCCCGCAGGGCCAGAUCCAGGGAUAAAACUCUGCGCCUACUUGAAACUGUGACCCUCAGAACUGGCUCACGUGUAAAGUGAGGCCGAUGGGCAAGAACAGCUGAAAUACCUUGGCGCCGCUGGGCUGAAAUAAGGGGCGCGUUUUUCACAGGGUGGGGGGAAUUCAGAACUGGAGCAGCUAAUCAGAGGAGAGGGUGGCAUCUCCACCAGCAGGAGGCGCUAAAUCAAGCUUGGCGCUAGCUCGACGAUCAGAUAUGGGCUGGCUGCAGGGAGCUUGGAGUGGCAAUUCUCUGGCCUGGGAGGACCCACGUGGCCCCUACAUCUAGGCUGGGAGUUUCUGAAGGCACCAGCUCCAGCUCCCUUGGGGAGACGCCGGGCAUAGCAGAACUCAGCAUCGCGUUUGUCGCCCACGUCACCAGCUGUUCGUGCCACCAUGAAGUCCCUCUCUGGUCCCAACAGCCACGUGCCCCUCGCCUUGUCCCGUCGCAGCGCAUGGGCCUGGUACCAGCGAGGCUUCCCCUCGGCCCGUGGAAGGCGGACACCGCCGGGGGAGUUACCGGUGGCUGUGGGCGGGUGGGGGCCGAAUUCCCUGGCCGUGGGCGGGAUCUCUCUGCUUGUAGCAGGUGCCUGGGAUAGUUUCAGCCUCACGGAUCCAUCCCCGGAGCCCUUCUAUUAAAUCCCGUUGGCAGAUCA
Messenger RNA from Chrysemys picta bellii (western painted turtle), 4548 nucleotides. The record is from RefSeq and is a predicted model, not a curated record. NCBI's taxonomy places the organism in Eukaryota, Metazoa, Chordata, Testudines, Emydidae.